Molecule: messenger RNA, 1559 nt
Organism: Pygocentrus nattereri (red-bellied piranha)
Lineage: Eukaryota; Metazoa; Chordata; Actinopteri; Characiformes; Serrasalmidae
Product: gibberellin-regulated protein 14-like
Exons: 5
Coding region: 192-722 (176 amino acids)
Source: RefSeq, a predicted model, not a curated record
GAGAGAGAGAGAGAGAGAGACUCAUUGGCUUUAUUAAAGUGAAACCGAGCUGCUCUGAGGGGAGUCGGGUGUAAUUUAGAGCUCAGCUGACUUUAUUAAAGUGAGUUGGAUCCGAUUCGGAGUUGAUUAAACUGCUUUCGGUUUCUCGGCGAGGAGCUUCGCGAUAUUUUGAUGAGUGAGAGCAAGGGAGGAUGGAGGACAGAACCUUACUGCAGAACAUCCGCCGGACCACCAAACCCAGCAGCCCUGUACUGAUCAUCUCCAAACUGAUAGCGAUCGCGUUGCCCAUCGCUCAGCUCGUCAUCGGUGGGCUGUACCUACACGAGUGCCCCGUCCAGCCGUACAUCCCCAUCUACCUGCUGGUGUCUGGGGCGUUUUCGGUAGUUCUGGCAGUCUUAUCAUGCCUGCCCUGUACGCAGGAGCCGGAGGACGGGAGUCAGAGUGCCCUCAGCAGCCUCUGCACCGCCUGGAAUUCGCUCGUCACGCUGUUCCUCUUCUGCUGGUUCAUCGCAGGCAAUGUGUGGAUCUACAGCGCAUACCAGCCGAGUUAUGACCCAACCGCUUCAGAUUACUGCGCUAAGGUUCUCUACCUGUUCUCCUUCUGGACCACCACAUUGGUCUACAUCCUGCUCGGAGUCGCCCUCGUGAUGGGCUGCUGUGGGUUGCUCUGUAUGUGCGUGUGUGGGAGGUCCGACCUGAGCAGCGACUCCGACGGUGUCUAACUGACCACUUCUAUGUCCAGCUGCUGUUUCUGAACGGAGGAACCUUUGGAGUAACUAAGAUGAAUGUUUUUUGUUUUGGGGUGGGGGGUCACAUUCAGAUUUAAUCGAAAGAUUGGUUGAAAAAAAGAAUUUGCAACAUGUAGUUCAGCCGAGACUUCAUGCAGCCUGUCGUGCUAUUUGGUGUUCACUUCCAUCUCUCGUUAACUACAUAAGCCUCGAAUCUUUCGUGCUAAUUGGUGAGGUGUCUGCAUCCGUAACUACACUGUGUGUUUAUGUAUUUCUCAAAUAACAGUCCCUCCCACUUCCCCCAGAACCCAGGCGUCCAGCCGAGAUAUGGUACAGUUAGCACCAUGCUAAUUGGUGGGCUGCAUGAUCUCAUUUGUUAGCUACAUUAGCCUUGCAACUCCGUGCUUUUUGACUGGGUCUAAGCAUCUAUGAUGAAACCCCACGCUAACGGUGGAGUGAGUGCUUUUAUUACCUGUUGGAUGCGCUAAUUGGCAAACGUCAGACACCAAAUACGUCUCGGCUGACUGGUUUUUUUCUGAGGUGUCGCUUUAAAAUCUUUGGUCAAUCAUGCAAUAAAGCUGCCUUUAACGCACAGCUCGAACAAACAUGCCAUACGGCUAACGCCGUAUGGAAGCCGUUAGCCUGUUGGCCUGACGCUGUUUGUGUGAUGCUAAUCGGUAACUAUUAACCUGCACUUAUUGUUAGCGACAUUAGCUUUUUCUGCCUGUUCCUGCAGCUCAGAUUCAGCACAUCUGCACUGUCCAGCUGUUUUUGUUCCUGCGGUGUCUGUUUAUGAAUAAACACACUUUAUAGCUGUUUGUACACAAUGAA